AAGCACGAUUUGAUGUCGUCGAGUAAAUUUGGAGAUGAGAGUAAACCAAGAGUGGCACAUCGUUCGACGACUGCAUCUGACGAAAUGUUGCAGUCUCUGCAGCAUAAACGGGAGGCCUUAGCAAAGAUCGCUGCCUCGAUUGGCUCGAAGAACAAUAGCUCACAGUCUCGUUUAACGAACUUUUUUGGAAAGCAGACGAACGGGACUUUGAAAGGGCCCACACCUAAAAAGAAAAAAGUGAUAGAGAGUGACGAAGAAGACGAGUUCGUAGUAGAUGAUGAGGAGGAGGAACCUGAUGAGGAAUUCGUACUCAGUGAUGAAGAGGAACGACCUCGAAAGAAACGAAAUCCCCGAAAACGAGCCAGUUCUCCGAAAGUUACUGAGAAAUCUCGUAAGAAUGCGCUUGGAUUGGGACAGUCUGGGGCUACUGAAAAAAAGAACAGAACGUUGUCAGAGUCUAGCGAAGAAGAGGAAUGGUUGUGUAAACCGCGGUUGAAUGAGAAUGCACGGCAAAUGUCAACACGAGUAUCUGACGAUUCUCCCAUAAAAAAGUCCUCGCGCAAGCAGGCUGUUCUUUCCGAGGAAAGCGAUGAUGAUGAUGAGGCAGAAGAUCGUUUUACGUCCGCUGCAACGUUGAAGAAAGUUGCCAAAGCUGCCGCGAAGCAUGCGAAGAAGCGCAAACUUUCAUCCGACUACGAAGAAUUUUUAGAGGAUGGAAGCGAGAGGGGAUCAGAUCGUAAUUCAGAGCAAUCGGAUUCUGACAGUGAUGAUGAGGACCACCACAGCCGAGGUGACGAGGAGGACGAGGUGGCUUUGGCAUGUUUAGAGUUCUUUAAUACGGCCACUCGUCAGCAACUGCUUGCUACCCCACGAGUUACUGAACGGAUAGCGACCAAAAUUUGCGAUGAUCGCCCGUUCAGCUCGUUCAGAGAGCUGGAAAGAUCCAUAGCGGAGGUUCCUCGUGGAAUGGGGGCUCUAAACGCGUAUAUGGAGACCCUGGAAAAUCGUGGUGUUCUCGAGAAGAUUCUUGAUGACUGCAAAGAUCAUGCACAAGCUGUAGCUGCAGAAUUCGAGCACUUAUCUCAUAAGAGACUCCAACCGAAACUUCUUGACGGCAGUUGUACUUUGCAUGAUUACCAACACGUGGGUUUGAACUGGCUUGUGAUGAUGUAUGAAAAGGGUUUCAACUGUAUCUUGGGUGACGAAAUGGGUCUUGGGAAAACAAUUCAAGUUAUUGCAUUUAUUGCUCACUUGAAAGAAGAGAACGUUCGCGGCCCACAUCUCAUAGUUGUUCCAUCAUCAACCAUUGAAAAUUGGAUGUCAGAAUUUAUCAAAUGGUGUCCAAAGAUCCGUCUGCUGACUUACUAUGGGAGUCAAGAGGAGCGGAAACAACUUCGCCAUAUGGCUAAAAAGAAAAAAGAGAGUAUCGACGUUGUGCUGACCACCUACAACAUGAUCUCAUCGAAACACGACGAUAAGAAAUUUUUCAAGAAUUUCAGCAUGCACUAUGUUAUUUAUGAUGAGGGACACAUGCUGAAAAAUUGCAGCACUGAUCGGUAUAGAAAUCUGAUGAAAGUCAAGGGCAAACGAAAGAUACUGAUGACGGGUACUCCACUUCAGAACAAUCUCAUAGAAUUGAUAUCUUUGAUGUAUUUCGUAAUGACCAACAUAUUUACCAAAUACUGCGAGGAUAUAGGACAACUGCUUCAGCAUUUCAAGCAGCAAGGUCCCGCACUCGAGUCUGGAUCGAAUUCAAUGUAUCAAAAGGACAGAAUUGAACAAGCCAAGCAGAUUCUCCAACCGUACAUUUUGCGGCGGUUGAAAGUCCAAGUGCUGGGUCAUUUACCUGAGAAACACGAAGAAGUAAUAGAAGUGGAGAUGCUCGAAAGCCAAAAAGAACUUUACGAGGACACAAUCGACAGUGUGAAGGGUUUUGAUGGUGAUACAAGUAAUGCCUAUGGAGCCCUGAUUCGGUUGAGACAAGCUGCAAACCAUCCUCUUUUGAGACGGGUACAGUAUACAGAUUCGCUUGUGGAUAAGCUCGCAAAGACACUGUGCGCAAAGGAGAAACCCUAUGAGAAAAAGAAAUGGGAGGAUGUUGCUGAAGAUCUCUCGUAUCAGUCGGAUUUCCAAAUCCAUCAAAUAUGUGAGAAAUUCCGCAGCACAAAGAAGUUUCUUUUGAGCGAAGAUUUGGCAUUAGAGUCCGGGAAAUGUCGUGUAUUGGAUAAAUUGCUACCAAAGAUUAUAGAAAAGGGUGACAAGUUACUCAUUUUCUCACAAUUUACCUCAAUGCUUGAUAUUCUGGAGGUAUAUAUGCGAAUACGGGGCUAUGCAUACAAACGGUUAGAUGGAUCAACACCGGUGAUGGAAAGGCAAGAGAUGAUCAACGAGUUCAACAACGAUGAUGAUCUUUUCGUAUUUCUUUUGUCGACUCGCGCAGGAGGACUUGGAAUUAAUUUGACGUCUGCAAAUCAUAUAAUUUUACAUGACAUCGACUUUAAUCCUUAUAAUGACAAGCAGGCAGAAGAUCGAUGCCACCGUAUGGGUCAGAAGAAAGAGGUGUUUGUGACCAAACUUAUCAGUAAAGACACUGUGGAGGUUGAUAUUCACACUCUUGCGCGCAAAAAACUCCAGCUUGAAAAAGCUGUCACAGAUGGCAUUAAAGGCCAAAUUGAAGAGAUUGACGAGACAUCGCGUGCAUCGGGCUCUGUAGAGUCGAAAGAAGAGAAAAUUGACAACGAGACUUUGAAUCAGCUGCUCACAAGUGCUUUGAAGCGCAAGUCAACCGGCUAAGUUUUUUGACAUUGGUCAUGUUCAUUGAUCUGCCGGCAUCUGACCUCAUUAUCUUUGUUUUGAGAAAACUUGUACCUUGCUUUCCUGAUCUUCGUACGAGCCCUGUUGAAUGUGGAUCUCUAUCAAGCUUGUACAAUGACUUAUACUUUCUCGGUUGUUUUAUGUAGAUUUGAUGUGAUUCAUAAGCGCAAUUCUGCGUUGAAGUUCUUAUACACUAGGUUGUUCAAAUUAAUGAUGUUAUACGUGGGGAAGUGGGUACGUGGUUUGAACAGAAAAAUAGAUUUCCUAUUUGUAUCGAAUUUAUUUCCUUGUUGUUCGAUUACCUAACCUGUUCGUUUACCUUUGGUGGCAGUAUUGGAUUUCCUGUUGAUGAGUUUCUCAGAUGACGAGCUUAUGGUCCACAAGGUUCCGGUUCACUGUAAAGAAUGGUUUCAUGCUUCAUGUUCAUGAUUCGUGGAGUGUUUGUAUUGUCUGACCCAAUGGAAGCUGCGUUUUUGGCAGUUAGAAUAAGAUUGUUGAACAU
This is a messenger RNA of Cylicocyclus nassatus, 3316 nucleotides long. NCBI's taxonomy places the organism in Eukaryota, Metazoa, Nematoda, Chromadorea, Rhabditida, Strongylidae. The record is from the annotation of a GenBank genome assembly.